GGUGAUGAUGCAAUUUGCAAGGAGAUACUAGACGACGGAGGCAAUCAGCGCACCCGGUAGGAGGGGUUGCCUUUUCUGGGACAGCCGCCCCUCAACGCCUGCGAACUAAAGCGCUGAGGCCUGGGUGGCGGAGGUGGGAGGGGAGGAGAGAAGACUCAACUUCUGCCGCGAUCGCCCUUUCUAGUUGCGGGACACUGCUUCGAUACAGGCAGUAAAAUAGCAAAGUGCCAUUAUAUGAUCCAGUACCCAGCGUUACUAUUGCCCUCCAUGUGGGUGAGGGACCUGUGUGUGUCGGAUUAUGGCGAGAAAAACAGUUAGCAGGAAAAGGAAGGCAGGAGAGCCCAAGGAGCAACAACAGGUGGGCUGGUGCCAGUCUCCCUGCAAGCGUGCCCGUGUGUCCUCGUCCUCCUCGUCCUCCUCCUCCUCCUGCUCGUGGCGCUGGCGGCGGUCUCUGGUGUGCGCUCUGCGGGGGCGGGAGUUCCGUCCGCAGCAGCAGCACGAGUGGCGGCUCCAGCGCAGCCUGAGGGGCUUCGCGGCCGGGCGGCUGCCGGGCAUCCUGCGCGAGCGCCAGUACAGCCUGGGCCGCCUCAACAAGGUCUUCGCCUCCCAGUGGCUCAACCACCGGCAGGUGGUGUGCGGAACCAAGUGCAACACGUUGUUUGUGGUGGAUGUUCUGACGGGGCAGAUCACGCGCAUCCCCAUGCUGAAGGACAGGGAGGCGCAGGCCGGAGGAGGAGGUGCAGGAGGAGGCGGGGGAGUCCUGGGGAAUGGGCCUGCGGGGUCCCUCGCUAGUGUCCCGGGGGUGGGGCUUGGGGUGGGGUCAGGGGCGGGGCCAGGGGCAGGGGCUGGGUUGGACCAGCAGAGCUGUGGAAUCCAUGCCAUCGAGCUCAACCCCUCUGGCUCCCUAUUGGCCACCGGCGGAGACAACCCCAACAGCCUGGCCGUGUACCGGCUACCCACACUGGACCCCGUCUGCCUGGGGGACGAUGGACACAAUGACUGGAUCUUCUCCAUCGCCUGGAUUAGUGACACCAUGGCUGUAUCCGGGUCCCGGGACGGCUCCAUGGGGCUGUGGGAGGUUUCCGAGGAGGUGCUAAACCGGACUGAGAGGAGACAGGACGCCGAGGGGGUCCCCAGUUACUCCCACAUCUCCCACCGCGCCCUGAAGGACAUUCCCAAAGAGUACACCAACCCCUACAACUGCAAAGUCCGGGCGCUGGCCUUCAACGACGGACACAAGGAACUGGGCGCGGUGUCCCUAGAUGGCUAUUUCCACCUGUGGAAGGCUGAGCACAACCUGUGCAAGCUGCUGUCCACUAAGCUGCAGCACUGCAAGGAGAACGUGUGCCUGGCGUACGGGCGCGAGUGGUCCGUCUACGCCGUGGGCUCCCAGGCGCACGUGUCCUUCCUGGACCCCCGGCAGCCCCCCCACUCCAUCAAAUCCGUCAGCUCGCGGGAGAGAGGGAGCGGUAUCCGGUCGGUGAGUUUCUACGAGCACAUGGUGACGGUGGGCACGGGGCAGGGCUCCCUGCUCUUCUACGACAUCCGAGCCCAGCGCUUCCUGGAGGACCCGUCCAGCCCCACCUGCACCUACCGCCAGCGGCCAGGAGAGGGCAUCCUCAAGCUCACCACGGGGAAAGGCUGGCUGAACCACGAUGAAACCUGGAGGAGCUACUUCUCGGACAUCAGCUCCUUCCCCAACGCGGUGUACACGCAUUGCUACGACUCCUCCGGCACCAAGCUUUUCGUAGCGGGGGGGCCCCUGUGCUCCGGUCUCCACGGCAACUACGCGGGGCUGUGGAGCUAGCGUGCCGGAACGCGUCCUCCCCCACCCUUCUCUCCUCCCUCCGCGUGUCGCUCCACUCCUCCCUCUCUCAUCCAUUACCAGCGGAAGAGAGAAACCAUCCCCCCUUCCCUUCAUUUCCUUUCCUCCCACCAAGAAAGUGAGGAGCAGGGUCAGAGUACAUCCUGUCAUCCUUCCCAACCUCUCUCUCUCUCUCCUUCCAGGUGGUCUCCUCAGUCCCCUCAUUCCCUUCGAAUCUGGUAGUCUGAGGUAGUUCUUCUCUCUCUCCCUCUGUCUGCCAUUUUUACCUUUUCACCUUUCACCCUUCGGCUCUACUGUUCCCCACUCUCGCUCUCUCUCUCGCUCUCUCUCUCUGUCACUCACACUCUCUCUCACGCUUUCUCUCUCUCUUUCUCUCCCUCCCUCUCUCUCUGUGCCUCACCUUUAGAUGAGCUCCUUGUACUCUUUUCAUGACUCUUUGUAUUUAUUUUUAAUAGAGUGUCACCACUCUGGUGUUUGAUUAGCAGGAAGGAUCGUCCUGGGAGUGUUGUGUUCUUUUGGAGUGCUCCCCCUGUCUGUGCGGAGGACUCCGUGUGUUCGCCUGUCCGUGCGUGUUGUUUGUCUGACUGCCUGUCCGUCUGUCUGUUUAUACCAGCAUCAGGAGGAUAAAUCAAACAAAAUCCCAGUUAAACCAUCUUCCACCCCUCCUAAGAAAGUUCUUUAUGUUUGUGGAGGCGAGGCUCCGAUAUGGGCCAUCCAGAUGACUGACAGACCGCUUUGUUUUGGCUCCUCCCAUCUCUCUCUGUCUGGGGAUAGACUGUUAAAAGCAGAAGAGAGAGAGAGGGAUGUGCGGUUACACUGGAGGGAAGGAGAACAGGGACGGGGGGGUGGUGGGAGGGGGGGGGGUGACUACGCGACCUUGUGAGGCACUCGAUUCGGAAGCAGGCCGGGACCCCCUCCUGAGUCUGGACACAGCAGACGGGGACACGGCAGACGGGGACAUGGUGGAGGAUGUGGGACGGAGCGGGACAGACAGAAGCCCAGCGAAGUGAGGACACUGAUGGCGUGCCUGUUUCUCAGAGUGGCAGAGAACUUUACUUCAGUCCCAGUCUACGUUCGAUUCAGCCCUACGUGUGAUUUGAUAUUAAAGAAACCUUAUUUAUUUAUACCCCCCCCCCCCCCACACACACACACACACACGCACACACUCACAUGUACACGCACACACACUCGCACACAUACAUUCACCCUGAGCUUAUGAUCUGUAUGAAGAGUAUGUUGUUUUUUUUUCUUUGUCACUGUUGUUACCCACCCCUCCCCUUAUCUCUUCCGUCGAGAGAGAAGGGCAUCUAUUCCGUCUCAAUUCUUAUUGCUCAGAAUCAGGGGCAUCUAUUCCUUCUGCGUUCUUAUUGGUCAGAAUCAGGACUACAAUGCAUUACAUUGGUUGCCUCCUAACGGUCUUUCUGUGAAAGACUGUUGCAGGUGACAUUCUUUCUCUUUAUUAUGUUGUUAAUUUCAUGAAUCUUGUCUGCAUAGUGCAAGAACAAAAAAAAAAACAACAAACCCCAAUAACGACCAUAUACUCAGCAAAUAACCAUCACUUUUAAAGAUGUAUUUUAUAUAUAAAUGUCUAUGUAUACGUAUGUGAAAUCCAUGCAUAUGCAUAUAUUUACAUGUGUAUGUUUGGGGAAAAAUGUGUGAUCUAACCUGUCUUUUAUUUUGGUGGUUCCCUCUUUUAUAUACACUACAUGAAUGUUUUUACAGUUUAUUGAGUGUGAAGAUAUUGUACAACAUCAAUGACAACAAAAUCCUGCCCCAUAAAAUCUGAAAAUAAUGAAAGUCUAUUGAUUCAUUUUUUUUUCUGUUUUGAGCUUUAGAUCCCAGGCUUUCUAAACCUGGGACACACUUACUGAACAGUUACGUGUCCUGUGACUCACCUCUUUUUAAAUAUGUCAGAUUCUAAUAUUUUCAGAGAAAAUAAAGAUUUUAACAUA
Molecule: messenger RNA, 3777 nt
Organism: Anguilla anguilla (European eel)
Lineage: Eukaryota; Metazoa; Chordata; Actinopteri; Anguilliformes; Anguillidae
Gene: dcaf12
Product: DDB1 and CUL4 associated factor 12
Exons: 9
Coding region: 299-1807 (502 amino acids)
Cellular component (GO): Cul4-RING E3 ubiquitin ligase complex
Molecular function (GO): protein binding
Source: RefSeq, a predicted model, not a curated record